Molecule: messenger RNA, 1328 nt
Organism: Engraulis encrasicolus (European anchovy)
Lineage: Eukaryota; Metazoa; Chordata; Actinopteri; Clupeiformes; Engraulidae
Exons: 2
Coding region: 145-1239 (364 amino acids)
Source: RefSeq, a predicted model, not a curated record
CCAGUGCCUGUUCCACUGCCAAAGAAACCAGACUGGUAAUCAAAUCAAGGAUGUUUAUUCACUGCUUUUAGAGUGUAAAAGGAUACGGACCGAAGAUUACAAUCGUGAAGUGGAGAAGAGUAUACCAGCACCAUCACUUGUGAAAUGGACUACUCUGCACCUGUGGUUGAAAUGGAAGGAGAAGAAACGCCGCCACAACCACCAGCCCUAGACAACGCAGCGACAGAGGAGAUUCAGGAAACAGAAGCAGCUGCGGGAGGUGGCGCUCCAAUGAGCAACUCUGAUGAAUACGAACCGUGGGAGUACACCAUAAGACAAGAAAUAAGCCGCCUGCUGGAGGAGAAUGGCGGCCCGAAGGAAGUGUUCGGAAAGAUCCUGGACGAGGCAUAUUUCAAAGACAACAAUUCAAAUGUGGAGUCCUACACUGGGGUUCCAUCUUUUAAGGUAUUAAUGAGCAUGUUGGACAUUAUUCUCCCUGAUCUGCAGAAGACAGAAGGAGAAAACGUCUCCCAUUUUCAAAUACUCCUCAUGACUCUCAUGCGCUUAAAAUGUGGUCUGUCCACCCAUCAGCUUGCCUACAUCUUUGACCUUGAACCGUUACCCGCAGCCCGUACGGUGAGAAGCACCUUGUACGUGCUCUAUAAAAAAAUUGGUUGUUUAGUUCAUUGGCCAGAGCGUCACUGUCUACAGGCAACCAUGCCGCAUCAAUUUGUUGAGAUGUUUGGGAAUCGAGUCACUGUUAUCAUUGACUGCUUGGAGUGUGCCGUUGACUGGAUGCUCAAUGCGAAAUAUCUCAUUGGCAUAACACCAUACGGAAGCAUCUCUUUCAUUUCUGCUGCUUUUAAGGGGUGGGCCAGCAACAAGCAGGUCGCAGAAAAAUGUGGCUUGCUUCAGAAGCUGUCAUCCGGGGACCUAGUAUUGGCACCGAACAGUGGGUUUGAUAUUAAAGAAAGCCUUGCCCUUGUGGGUGCCUCACUGAAAGCCCCAGCCGUUACCGCAGCAGACCACAGCACACUUAGUGCCGAAGAGGUGGAGGAGAACAGGAAGAUGGACUAUGUCAGGAACCAGAUGGACAGAGUGAUGAGGUUCAUGCGCUCAAAGUUCACUGUGUUAAAUGAGAGGGUAAACAUUGGGUUUAUGCUGCCUUUUGAGGAGGAGGAGGAUGUGAUUUUCUGGGAUGCAGUUGUCGCUGUGUGCUGCGCUUUGACAAACAUGCAUCCAAGUGUUAUCAAUGUGUAAUUUUAGGCUACACCAUGCUUGCAUGCGUGCCGUGCUUAUGUCGUUUCUACAAUAAUUCCUGCAAAUAAAAUGCACAAGAUGGAACAGUA